AUGGUGGUCUCCUAUGAAGCGAAGUGCAAACAGCGCAGCUUUACCAACAGUAACUCAGUUUAUUAUCAAACAAAACAUGUGCUCAUGUAUAUUAAGGAUGCGGGGUAGUAAUGGGAUGUUUAUUUUCAAUUUUCAGGUUAAUCAGCCCAACGGCAGGACUGGGAAUACAUUCAGAAGUCUGAAAAUACCGAGAAUUGGUGGGUAGAUACUCCACGAUGGCAACACAUGGAGAUGAGGAUUCUGAAUCGGAAGUUGUAGGACUCAAGCUGAAAGUGGAGACACUAAAACAGAAGUUGAAAACAUGCAAAAGUGAAAUUCACAAGUUGCAGAAGCAGCUCAGUAGAACGGAACGGCUACAGAAGAACACAGAAAGAUACUACGAUGAUCUGCAAAAACAGGUUUAUCAGUUAAAUGCAGAACUCCACGAACAGAAGGGAGAAAAAAACAGAACUGAUACGGGGACACAAACUGAGGACUACACUUGGGGUUAUUACAACUACUACUAUGGAGGUUAUUAUCAGAGUGGGGCAGAGGCCACAGAAACGGAAGAAACGGCAUCUGAGGAGCAUAGAAACCAUGCAUCAGAGGAGCCGUCUCACACAGCGAACGGAAGCGUGACGGACAACAGCGGCACACAGGAGAAUCACAAAGACAGCUCUGAACCCAAGGAGACCGACGGCACCUCCAUUGCCGAGAUGCUACGGGCCACGGCGGAAGAGGCUGUGUCUCAGACCGGGUUUGUCUUCGAUGAGACCUCUGGGAUGUACUACGACCACAGCACAGGCUUCUACUAUGACUCGACCAGCCAGCUGUACUACGAUGCCAACACAGGGAUGUAUUACUACUUUGAUGUAGAGACUGGGUGCUAUCAGUUCCACUCCAGAGUGGAGUUGCCAGCAUACCAGGCAACUCCAGAGUCCAGCCAAGACAAAAAGAGCAAAAAGAAAAGAAAGGGGACUGAGAAAUCUGCCCUCCAGGAGGAUAAGGACCACAGAGCUGCAGAGGGGGACUUGGAUGGGAAGAAGUCACAUCAGAAGCGAAAGAGGACGCCGGUAUCGCAUAGAGAACGGAGGUCCUGUAGCCCAGAGCGGAGGUCCCGUAGCCCAAAGCGGAGGUCCCAUAGCUCAAGCGCGUUAGAGGAUGGGGAGCUGGCGAUGGCAGAGGAUCAUAAAAAGGCCAAGCGGGGGUCGCGUGCCAAUCACACUGCGCGGAAGAAGGCGCUUUCUGAUGACGCCUCCAGCGGGAGCGAGCUAGAGGAGGGCGAGAUCACCGACUCUCAGGGUGAAGAGGACACCUCCUCUGAGUCGUCCACCACUGAUAGCUCCAAGUCGGAGAGCGACGAUCAGGAAGUGUCAGAGGAAGCCUGGCCGCCAUGUGUGAGAGUGACAGUUGUCCGCUCUCCAGUGCUACAGACCGGGAAUCUCUACAUUCUCACAGCUGACAAGCCGGCCACCAUCGGGAGAGAAAAGGACAUGGAUCAUGCUAUCAGAAUACCUGAAGUGGGAGUUAGUAAGUUCCAUGCAGAGGUGUAUUUUGACCAGUGUUUACAGUGCUACGUGCUGGUGGACCAGGGUAGCCAGAAUGGCACCGUCAUCAACGGGAACCGUAUCCUGCAGCCUAAAGUGAAGAGCGAGCCCUUCGCGCUCACGCACGGCGACGAGAUCAAGAUGGGGGAGACGGUCCUGUCCUUCCACAUCCACUCAGGGAACAACACGUGUGACGGCUGCGAGCCCGGCCAGGUCAUCGCCCACCUCAGCCGCCGUCGGAAAGAGGAGUCAGGUGGUCAGGUGAUAAGCAAAGAGGAUAAGGAAGUAAAACGGCAGAAAGAACUGAAGCAAAUGAAAGUGAAAUACGGCUUGAAAAACAGCGAAUAUGAGGGAUCCAAAGCCUUGAAGAACUCCAAAUAUACGGACCGUGCGGAAAAGCGUCGCCAAGUCGUUGGGAGUGAGGGGACCUUCUGUAGAGAUGACGCGCCAGCCUCUGUUGACGUAGAAAUCAGUGAUUCCAACAAGGGACGGAAGAUGCUGGAAAAGAUGGGCUGGAAUAAAGGUGAAGGACUGGGCAAAGGCGGAGCAGGAAGGAAAGAACCAAUCCAGCUGAAGAUCAGGAAGUCCCAUGCAGGCCUGGGCGCUGCCACUGCGAUGUCUGUGGAUGACGCCGGCCUGGCCAGAACCAAAAACCAAGAGAACUGGGAGAAGGCGAGGGAGAGGUUUGCCGAAACGUGCCAGACACCGAACGCUUCCAGUAAGAAAGAGAAAGAUGUUCCCAAGUCGUGGGUCAAGAGUAACGUGGAUGAGUCAUCCAAAUGAUGCAGGAUUGCAGGAUAGAUUUCUAGUUAGAUGUAUGUUUUAAGUUUUUGAGAAGUUAAGCUGUUGAGAGGUUGUUACGUUGUGUGCAUUAUGUUGAGAACACAUCCUCGCCAUGUUGGAGAUUUGGUGUAUUCCUAUGUUGUUGAAAAGGACACACAUGCUGUUAUUACAUGACAUAUGUGUAAGUUUGCACACCAGACAGCUGACUGUAUUGGAAUUGUAUAUAAUAAACAUGUUGUUUUGCAGUGUGUGAAAGCAUUUCAUGAGAUACUGACAUCUGGAUCGACCGUUGGAUGGGCAAGUCAGAUUCUUCAUAUGGUUAUUAUUUUUCAUAUGGCUAUUAAGCGUGGUAAUCAAACGUCAUCUUAGCGCAGUUGGUCGUUGAGGGUGGUAAAGUGUAGCCGAGUGAUCCGAGUUUGCUUCACAUCUGUGGAUGACAGCGGUCCUCAGAGGAAACA
Messenger RNA from Megalops cyprinoides (Indo-Pacific tarpon), 2767 nucleotides. It is a transcript of the gene aggf1, whose product is annotated as angiogenic factor with G patch and FHA domains 1. The record is from RefSeq and is a predicted model, not a curated record. Gene Ontology annotation, molecular function: nucleic acid binding; protein binding. The transcript has 15 exons. NCBI's taxonomy places the organism in Eukaryota, Metazoa, Chordata, Actinopteri, Elopiformes, Megalopidae. Bases 216 to 2309 code for a protein of 697 amino acids.